This is a messenger RNA of Gopherus flavomarginatus (Mexican gopher tortoise), 2879 nucleotides long. RefSeq names its product TATA-box binding protein associated factor, RNA polymerase I subunit D (gene TAF1D). Bases 21 to 1175 code for a protein of 384 amino acids. The transcript has 17 exons. Gene Ontology annotation, cellular component: nucleoplasm; RNA polymerase transcription factor SL1 complex; nucleus. NCBI's taxonomy places the organism in Eukaryota, Metazoa, Chordata, Testudines, Testudinidae. Gene Ontology annotation, biological process: regulation of DNA-templated transcription. The record is from RefSeq and is a predicted model, not a curated record.
ACAAGGACAGAGGGAGAGGGAUGCUGCUGCAGCAGGGAUCAGGCCUCACCAAGCUAGGAACAAAUAGAAAGAUCGGAAUGACUGAUGCUGAUGAAACCAAGACUUCAGCUUUUGACCACUUUGAAGAUUCCCAAGAUCUAAUAUAUACUCCUCAAGAACAGUCUAAUGUGCAUGAACAUGUAACUGCAAGGAAUUCAUGUUUAGGCUCUGCACAGAAAGAUUCUGUAUGUGAAAAAUCUUCACAGGAAUCCUACACUAGUGGUAGAUCUUCCAAAUAUUUCACCUACUUGACCGCUGUUCCGACCAAUGCUUUGCUGGAUGACAACAAUUCAGAGAUUGACCUUUCAGAUUCUACUAGCAGCUUGAUUCAACAUGAGUGUAACAUUACACCGGCAGCUCGAAGUUCAACAAGACACUUCAUAAACUCUCCAGCAAAUACAUUAGACAGAGACACUUCCACUGAAUCCUCUCUAGACCCUGGGUCUCCAUUUAAGUUGGCCAAAUCCCCAGGGCUGUCUAGAUGUGCACUCAAUUUGAAAACCAGUUUUGACUAUCACUUGAGGAGGAAGUAUAGGAGACAAGCACAUCAAAGUUGUAAGGAGAAACCAAAAGAGAGAGAGAAGAGGUACAAGAGCACAGGAAAACCUAGAGGAAGACCUCGGCUAACUCUUCCACAAGAAGAGCAGAAAAAAAGACUUCUAGACAGAGGCUUUCAGUUUCCUUUUGUGGAAAAAGAAUAUGGAAGGAAACAUAUCCCCAUGAAAAUGACUUCUGAAUAUGAGGAAGCAGCUUUAAAGGGAUAUUUCCAAUACAUUAAGAUGCUCAAAUGUGAAGAACAUCUCCAAAAGGCUUUAAAAAAUCUGAAUGCUAGUGAGGAUUUAGAAAAUGAAUGUAUGGCAAUGCGGAAACACAAAUACAUAGAUGACGAAGGACCCAUUUCUCCUAUUCAGGAGACAAAUGGAGAUGACUACAACUUGGAUCCUGAUCAAGAAGAAUUUGGUGCCACAAUAGUUGAGAACAGCUGUUUCAUAUUAAGCAGCAAACUUCCAAGCAAGAAAAAGUCAAAGACAAAAGCGAAGCAUGCAAAACUGAUCAGAGAAGAUGAAGAGGGGGAAGAACAUGCUGCUGAUGGGCCUGGGCCUGUACAGGAGAUACUACACAGAUCAGAAAACUAGUACAUCAUGGAAUCCCGUAAAUGCUGGUUGCUGUAACCCUGAUCCUGAGCAUACAUAUCUUCAUAUGCUGCUCCACUUGUCAACAAAACAUUCACUUCAAACAAAUGAUGUUCAGCAUUCAACUUAAACUUUCAGUUAUUGCAAGUGAUUGAUGUAGCAUCAUCAAGGUUGUAGCAUCAUCAAGGUUGUAAAUGUAUAACUUCAGUCUCCUUUGGGCAUGAACAUGGCAAACAUCUCAGUGUGGUUUGAAAAACUUCAUGCUGGAUUUGGGAAUGGAGUUGUUGCUGGUUCAAUUGGCCUUUUUUGGAGAGAGAAAAAGGAACCAUUUCAGUUUAUUGCUCCUGCAAGAGUUUCUGGAACUUCCAAAAUACAUUGAAAUCAAGAUGGAAAUAUGUAGCUAGUUGGUGAAAAGGAGCAUUUCCUAUGACAUUCUGACUGUAGAGACACACAGCCUGACUGCAGUCACUGUCAGGAAGAUCAUCUUCCUACCAAGAAGGGAGUCCAAAUAACUGUGGAACACUCGGUCACCAAUCACAUUUUCUUCUGUUAUCUUGGUGGAAUACAUGUUUAGAAAGCAAGGCAAGUGAAGUGAUUUACAAAGAAGCUUUGUCAACCAGAAAUUAGAUGCCUGUUCACAAGGCACUAGCUUAGUUAACACUCAACAUGGAUUGAAAAUCUUGUCACAAAAGGAAAUGGGCAAAUUGCUGGGGACUUCACUACACUACUAGACACACCAGAUUUCAUUAUGAUAGAAUUGUUUGGAUGACAGUAUCAUGACACCAACUUUGUCUUUUGCUGACAAAUCACUGAUCGGAAAUCCCAAAUGAAGACCAGGAAUAAACAUGGAUAUGGAAAAGACUUUCUGGUUGUAUUGCGAAGCAGUCUCGGAUGAUGACCCAGCGCAUGUUGCUCACUUUAAGAACACUUUCACUGCAGAUUUGACAAAAUGCAAAGAAGGUACCAAUGAGAUUUCUAAAGAUAACUACAGUACUCCACCCAAGGUUUAAAAAUCUGAAGUGCUUUCCAAAAGCUGAGGGACAAGGUGUGCAGCAUGCUUGCAAAAGUCUUAAAAGAGCAACAUUCCCAUGCAGAAACUACAGAACCCGAACCACCAAAAAACCCAACCGUCUGCUAAUGGCAUCUGACUCAGAUAACGAAAAUGAACAUGCAUUGGUCUGCACUGCUUUGGACUGUUACUGAGCAGAACCCAUAAACAUGGACGCAUGUCCCUUGGAAUGGUGGUUGAAGCAUGAAGGGACAUAGGAAUCUUUAAUUGCAUCUGGUACAUAAAUAUCUUGUGAUGCCGGCUACAACAGUGCCAUGAGAACCUGUUGCUUUCAGGUGACAUUGUAAACAAGCAGGGAGCAUUAUCGCCAGAUGUAAACAAACUUGUUUGAGCAAUUGGCUGAAUAAGAAGUAGGACUGAGUGGAUUUGUGGGCUCUAAAAUUUUAUUUUUAUUUUUGAAUGCAGUUUUGUACAUAAUUUUACAUUUAAGUUUAACCAUGAUAGAGAUUGCACUAAGUACUUUUGAGAUUAAUUGAAAAACUUUUUACAGUGCAAAUACUCGUAAUCAAAGUGAACACUGUACACUUUGUAUUCUGUAAUUGUAAUAAUUCAAUAUAUUUGAAAAUGUAGAAAAGAUCCAGAACUAUUUAAAUGGUAUUCUAUUGUUCAACAGUGCAUUAAUAAAUUACAUUUUUUUU